AUGAAAGAUCCUAAUGCUGUUCCAGGUGAAUAUGUGCUCUUCAAUGACAGAUACUCAAAGCUAAUGAUCCUAGAUUAUCACCCAUCUAAAGAGGAGAGAGAACAUGAAAUUCUUGCUAUAGGAUGGAAACAUGAUAAAAUCAUCAGAAAAAAAGCCGAGUCUUCCACCAGUAUUGAAGCAUUAUUUAACCCUGAUAAAUGUGGAUUAAUUCCACAAGUUGUUGUACUAAAAGGAGCUGCAGGAAUUGGAAAAACCAUAAUGGUCAAAAAAAUCAUGCUUGAUUGGGCUUCUCAAAAACUUUACCAGGACAAAUUUAAUUAUGUUUUCUAUAUUUGCUGUAGAAAGAUGAAUCUCCAUGCAGAGGUAGAGAAGAGUAGCAUUGCAGAGAUAAUUUCAGAAGGAUGGCUCAAGGAGCACAAAUUGAAAAAUGUCAUUCAAAAUAUACUGAAGAAUGAAGAAAAGCUUCUAUUCAUAAUUGAUGGGUUUGAUGAAUUAAAGUAUUCCUUUGAUCAGCCUGAAAAUUACUUUUGCACUGAUCCCUGGAAGAAGGAACCAGUGAGAAUUCUUUUGAACAGCUUAUUUCAAAAAAAGCUUUUUCCUAAAUCCUCUCUUAUAAUCACAACAAGACCAACUGCUUUGAAGAAACUCCAUCAAUGUUUAGAGCGUCCAGGUUAUUUUGAGAUACUGGGAUUUUCUACAAAGGAAAGAGAAGAAUAUUUCUACAAUUUUUUUGAAAAUAAAGACCAAGCAGCUCAAGCUCUCAGAUUUGUUAAACAAAAUGAUACACUUUUCACCAUGUGUAUCAUUCCCCUUGUGAGUUGGAUCAUCUGCACAGUGAUGAAACAGGAGAUGGAGAGAGGCAAAGAUCUUCAGAAGACACCAUACACCCUUACUGCAAUAUAUAUGCUGUAUCUCUCCAGUUUGUUAAAGUUUCACCAUAAAGAAUCCAAACAGGAUGUCCAAACCAAUGUGAAAGGUUUAUGCUCUUUGGCUGCAGAAGGAAUCCGCAAACGGCAAAUACUAUUUAUGGAAGAAGAAGUCAAGAAGCACAUUUUAGAUCAGGGAAACUCCCUCCCCCUUUUUCUGAAUCAGAGCAUCUUCAAAAGGGACAUUGAUUGUAUUCAAACUUACAGCUUUAUUCAUUUAAGCUUCCAGGAGUUUUUUGCUGCUCUGUUUUAUGUCCUAGAAGAAGGAGAUGAGCAGCAUUCUAAAAUUCAGAAUAAAAAUUUGCGGACAUUAUUAGAAACACAUAGAUCUUUUAGGACUGAUAUUGCAGUAGGAUUUCGCUUCCUCUUUGGUUUUUUAAAUGAAGAAAAUAGAAUGAGAGAGUUGAAAAAAGAAUUUGGAUGGGAAAUUUCUCCUAAGAGUAAAGAAUUAGUGCUAGACUGGGUGAAAAAUAAUCUUAAAAAUAGUAGUUAUGGUUUUGAAUUGCUAACAGAAAUAUUUAGUUAUUUAUAUGAGACACAAGAUGACAAUUUUAUAAAAAGAGCACUAUUCGAUAUCACUGAAAUAAGAGAUGAGUGCUACUUUGACAUGGAAUUGAGGAUCCUCAGCUACUGUAUACAACACUGCCAGUGUUUACAGAAACUCUGUGUUAACAGUUUUGAUUUUCCAGAAAAUGAGGAUUGGUGUUUGGAUGAAAGAAAUGUGAAUGACUUCUUUAAAGCACUGACACAACUGAGAAACUUAGAAGAUCUGAGAUGUAAAUCAAACAUUGAUGAAGGGGUGGUCGUGAGCCUUUGUUUCUGCGAAGAGCAGAAUAAAUCCCGGACACGGAGUGUGCUGAGCUACAGGGGGGCUCACACCUUCCACACCCCAGAAUUAUCUCCUGGUUUGGAAAAUUGGUCUUUCAAAGAGUCCCGCAGUAGGCAUCUUGCUGAAGUCUUCAAGAACAACCAGAGAUUGAAAGAGUUACGUUUGUAUUUCAAGGACAUAGAUGACAGAGCAACAGAAUUCCUGUUUGAGGGGCUCCAAGAUCCACACUGCAAAAUUGAAAGACUAGAAGUGCACUGCUCAGCUUCUCUAACUUACCGGGACUGCCUGCCAUUUGUGGAGCAGCAGCAGCCUCAGCUUGAUGGAAAGAUCUCGGCAACAUCCUGCAGUGGGCCUCUUGCAAAAGUAUACAAGACAAACCAGAGAUUAGGAGUGUUAGAGCUGUCCUUCAAAAGCUAUGAUGACAAAACAAUGAAACUUUUGUGUGAUGGUCUCAAUAAUCCAGAGUGUACACUAAAGAAGCUAAAGAUUAAUGGAGAGAUCCUGACUGAAUCCUGCAGCAGGCAUCUUGCAGAAGUACUCAGGAAAAACCAGAGAUUGAGAGAGUUAUACUUGUACAUCAACAACACAGAUAACAAAGCAAUGGAACUAUUGUGUGAUGGGCUCAAACAUCCACAAUGCACAAUAGAGACAUUAGAACUUGCUGGAGGAAUCCGGACUGAAUCUUGCAGCAGGCAUCUUGCAGAAGCACUCAGGAAAAACCAGAGAUUGAGAGAGUUAUACCUGGACAUUGAUAACCCAUAUUACGAAGUAACGGAAGUGUUGUGUGAUGGGCUCAAAUGCACAAUAGAGACCUUAACGUUUCAUAGAGAGCUCGGGUUUGAAUUUUGCAGCUGCGAUAUUGCAAAAGUACUCAUGAAAAACCAGAGAUUAAGAACAUUAUGCUUGUUCCUCAAUGAACUAGAUGAUUAUUCAAUGGAAAAACUGUGUAUGGGCCUCAAACAACCAGAAUGUACAAUAGAGGUCCUAAGGCUUCAUGGAGUGAUAUCGAGUGAAUCCUGCAGCAGGCAUCUUGCAGAAGUAUUCAGGAAAAGCCAUAGAUUGAUAGAGUUAGAGCUGCCCUUCAAAAGCCCUGAUGACAAAACAAUGGAACUAUUAUGUGGUGGGCUGAAUGAUCCAGAAUGUACAAUAAAGAAGCUAAACCAUUUGAACCAUAAAUUCCGUACUGAAUAG
Messenger RNA from Thamnophis elegans (Western terrestrial garter snake), 2946 nucleotides. Its product is annotated as NACHT, LRR and PYD domains-containing protein 3-like. Gene Ontology annotation, cellular component: cytoplasm. The coding region runs from base 1 to 2946 and encodes 981 amino acids. Lineage: Eukaryota; Metazoa; Chordata; Lepidosauria; Squamata; Natricidae. The transcript is spliced from 11 exons. The record is from RefSeq and is a predicted model, not a curated record.